AUGGGGAACCAGAGGCCGCAGGACCUGCUGAGGUCCCCAGGCAUGGACUCGAAGCCCCGGUACUGUAACCAACCGCCUUCCAAAUACUUCAAGAAGUGCAAGCACAGGCACCUGAGGUUCCCAUCCAUGGACACCCAGAACUGGGUAUUUGCGAAGGAGGGCCUGAACGACUUCCGCUACAGCUGUCUGUCUCCCGAAGACACGCUUGUUUGUCGCCAUGAUGAGUUUUUACUCCCCAAAAUGUCUCUCAGAGGUCCCAAAGCGGACCCCAAAAGCAGGCAGAAAAAGCUGCUCAAGAAUGCGGCCCUAUUUUCCAAGCUCUCUCCAGCACAGCUAGCACGGAAGGCGUUCAUCAAGCAAGCGGAAGCCCAGCUCAUGGCCAAGCAUCCCUUGGCCAUGUAUCCUGAUCUGGGAGAAGAUCUGCCUCCAGAUUUCCUACUACAGAUGCUGCAACAGCUGGAUACUGAGAGGAAGCUUGAAGACGCUUGUGCUCAUUGUGAGGCCCGGGACAAGAAAACUGAGGUACCUGCUGAUCCUGCUCAAUAUCCCCAUGGGGAGUUCUUCCCACAGCCUUUCGAGACUGGUGUGUCCCAUCUCCACCCAGUGCCUCCCACAACUCCAGUGUCCAGUCUCUGCCCAGAGCCUCUGGAGACAGGAGUGUCCCAUCGGCACCUGGAGCCUCCCAAGACUCCUCAGAGGUCCAGUCUCCACCUGGAGCCUUCUGAGACUGGAGUGACUCAUCUGCGCCUGGAGUCUCCCAAGACUUCUUGGGGGUCCAAUCUCCACCUGCAGCCUCCCAAGACUCGUCCGGGGUCCAGUCUCCACCUAGCACCUCCCACAACUCUGGUGUCCAGUCUCCGCCCGGAGCCUCCCAAGACUCAUCUGGGGUCCAGUCUCUGCCUAGCGCCUCCGAAGAUUCUGGUGUCCAGUCUCCACCUGGAGCCUCCCAAGUCUCAUUGGGCAUCUUGUCUCUACUCUGAGCCUUCUGAGACUGGCAUGUCCCAUCUCCACCUGGAGCCUCCCAAGACUCCGGUGUCCAGUCUCCAUCUGGAGCCUUCGGAGACUGGACUGUCCCAUCUCUGCCUGCAACCUCCCGACCCUAGUCGGGUGUCUAAUCUCCUACUAGACAUGCUGAAAUUGCUGGAUCCUGGGAGGACACUGAAGGACAUAUGGGAUGAUUGUGAGGCCUGGGUGAAGAAAACUGAGGAACGCACCGAGCCUGAUCAAUGCCUUUAUGGGGAACCCUGCCUGCAGCCUCCCAAAACUCCGGUGUCCCAUCCCCACCCGGAGCCUCCCAAGACUCGUCCGGUGUCCAGUCUCUGCCUGGAGCCUUCCAAGACUCCAGUGUCCAGUCUCCACCUGGAGCCUCCCAAGACUCAUCACGUGUCCAGUCUGCCGGAGCCUCCCAAGGCUCGUUGAGUGUCCAGUCUCCACCUGGAGUCUCCCAAAUCUGCAGAGUCCCAUCAAUUCUCAGAGCCUCCCAAGAUUGGAGCAUCCUACAUGAAAGAACUGCUUCAGGAAGAUACAUCAAGCACAAAAGAGUGCGUUUCUGACCCUCUUCAAUAUAGAUACACAUUGGAAAAUCUCCAUGAAUUCUUCAAGUGGGCUGCAGACCUGGGAGUUGAGGAAGAAACAAUCUGGAAUCUGUUUGAAUUUACCACCGAGUACAGAGCAAUCUAUGAGGACCGAAAGUUUAAGAAGGUAAAGGAGUGUUCCUCAGAGGUGAAGCACACCAUGGAGCUAGAUGAAAAGGAUGAAGACAAAUUCUUCUCACAGGAAAAAUACUGGGACAGGAAAUUCCACAGGCCAUCGAAUGCUUAUACUGCUCAGCCUGUGAAGAUGAGGUAUGGAGCACGGUACCUCAAGUCAAAGUUGUGGAAAAAGCUAAGAAGUGAUGAACUGACCGACCCCAAGCUCUUACUUAAAAAGCCUGAUGAACCUGAUGUUCUUGACGAUCUUUAUGGACCAAUUGCCUUUAAGGAUUUCAUUCUAAGCAAGGGCUAUGAAAUGCCUGGAAUCCUGGAAAGGCUGUUUGCCAGGAAGGGAUGGACUUAUGACUCUGUUAAGACUCCUAUUCAACUUGCAAUGAUACUUUACAAGUACAAAGAAAUCAUAGAGUCAUCGGAAGAAGAUUAG
Symphalangus syndactylus (siamang) is the source of this 2136-nucleotide messenger RNA. RefSeq names its product protein FAM47A-like. Lineage: Eukaryota; Metazoa; Chordata; Mammalia; Primates; Hylobatidae. The record is from RefSeq and is a predicted model, not a curated record.